Messenger RNA from Eleginops maclovinus (Patagonian blennie), 2712 nucleotides. It is a transcript of the gene il10ra, whose product is annotated as interleukin 10 receptor, alpha. The record is from RefSeq and is a predicted model, not a curated record. Gene Ontology annotation, cellular component: plasma membrane. Bases 173 to 1906 code for a protein of 577 amino acids. The transcript has 7 exons. Gene Ontology annotation, biological process: cytokine-mediated signaling pathway. NCBI's taxonomy places the organism in Eukaryota, Metazoa, Chordata, Actinopteri, Perciformes, Eleginopidae. Gene Ontology annotation, molecular function: protein binding; cytokine receptor activity.
UUUCUUAUAACAGGUCAGUGAGAGAAGAGCUGCUGCUUCUGCUCUGUUUUAAUUUAUCAACACAGAUUUGAACACACAUUGUUGUGGAGGGAAGACAUUCCUACAGUCAGAUUUGCUUCACUGAUGAUUUGAAUAGUGGACUUUUUUGGCUGCCAGUGUGGAUUAUGACUCAAUGAUAAUAACUCUCCAGCUACCAGACAUGGAUAUAUACGAUAACAAAAUGUUUGUCUUCCUGAUUUUAUACCUCAAUCUUGUGUCAGGACUGGUCCUCCCUCAGCCUGAAAAUGUGAUCGUGAACAUUUCAGAAGGGGAGGUUAAAGUACAUUGGAAACAUCCUGUGGACGCUCCCCCAAACCCCCACUACAAUGUACAAAUGUCAAAGUACACUGAGCAAUGGUCCAUCGUAGCUGGCUGCACAGGGAUCAAAGAAACCAACUGUGACCUAAGCAGCCUUAUACAUGACUACCGCGCUUCCUAUAAGGUCAGAGUUCAGCUGGUUGUAGGAGAUAACAUGUCUUUGUGGACACAUAAGAAAUUCCUCCUAAAUACAGGUCAACUGCAGCCACCCUCCUUCAAUUUGUGGGCGACUUCCAGCACUAUCAAAGUUUAUAUUCACCAAAAACCCAUUCUGAAAGAACUCUUUCCUUAUGGGGUCACCUACACCAUGUACCUGGAGGAGACAGGACAAGACAAAAAGAAUACCACAGCAUACCUGGACGAUAACGUGGCUGAGGAUCAGAGGACUAAGACUUUCAGAUCCCUCCACUGGGGGAGAGAGUACUGUGUCAGCAUCAAGGUCGAGGCCAUUGGAGCUCUGCCCAGCAGCGGGGUGUCCCCAAAACAGUGUCUGCUGCUACCAGAGCAAGAGUGGUUCAUAAUUGCUGUAUCAUCCUUAUCGAUUCUGGGUGUGUUGGCCAUCAUUGCGAUCAUGGUAACCAUCCUCUUGUGCUACCUCAAAGGUCGAGAGAAAACACCUGCUGCAUUGAAAUCCCCUGUGAGUGGCUGGCUUCCACUUUCCGUUCGAGAAGGGACAGUAGAGGUUGUUACAGACAAAGCAUGGUUCCUGUCCAGCUACAGAACAGAAGUAGAGACCUGUGUCAAAGAUCCGAUGACACAUGUUACGGUAACAGAGGACGAUGGAGAGGAGGAGAGGAGGACUAGCAUGGACAGCGGAGUCAGCAUGGAGUCCAACUCUGUAACAAACAACGAGGGAAGUCCUCCAAUGAGACAAGAUGACAGUGGCUGUGGCAGCUUGGGAGGACCAGAGAGCUCCACAAGCUGUCAGGCAGAUUACCCCCUGCAGGAUGAGAGGACUGUUACCAACACUAGGAAGAGGGAGGAUAGUGGGGUGGGGCUGGGCUGCCAGGUGGAUAUAUCUUCCAUAAACCUAGAUGGACAGGACAGGGGGUCUCUAAAGGUGGCUGGGAGUAAUUAUCGCGGUCAGGGCCCCUGUGCUGUGCAGAUUAAUGUCUGUGAUGAGCAGGAGGUGUUUAAACAGAUGCUACCUGACUUGGUUUUGGCUGAUGUGGUGACAGGUUACAGGGCUGGGCCUCAAUCGUGUAUCUGCUCAGGAGCAGGUCAGUGCACCUGGUGCCAUAAACAAGGCCAUUAUGAAGCCGAAGUCAUCAAACAAUACAGAGCUGUGUGUUUUGAACAUGGACAAGUGAGCAACAAAUGUAAUUUUGUGGACUCUUACAAAGGGGGGCUUACAUUUUCAAGAUAUCACAAAAAAACACAAAUGGACACUGUUAUAGUGGAUGAUUUAGAUACAACUUUAAUACAAAUGGGGAAGACUUUCCCUUUGCUAACAACUCUAUUACCGCUUUCCUCAGUGGACGAAGUACAGGACUUCAAUAUGAACAAUGUGUCACUCUCUCUCUGUGACGUACAGCUGACGACUGAGUGAAACGCCAUGGAAUGCAACAACGCUAUUUAUAAAAUUAUGCUGAGACAACAAGUCCAUGUGCUAUGCUGGAGCAAUGCACACCCUUCUCGCCCAUGACACACUUUCUAUUCAUAAGAAGAAGCAUUAGUUUGUUUUGUGGGGGAGAGGAAAAACUUGAGAAUAGAAAAGGGGGAAAACUGUAAGGAGAGAAACAAAGCAAGCAACAUGUUGUUUUUCAACUUAGGCAGGAACUUGAGGUUAGACCACACAGCUGCAAGCUGUUAGCUGUCAGUUGCAGUUUCAGCAGCUUUUAGAGGCAGACAAUCAACUGACAAAGACUUUAUUCAACCCUGACUCGAUAUAUUUAAAACUGACUAAAAUAGUGUAUCCCGGAAGUGAAACUGGUGCGGGCAGCAACGCAGAGGAACGGUUUGACAGUUACGCACUUCUGGACAUUGUGAUCUCUCCCUGACUGACAACCUAAUAAUUACACUUUUAUGUUGGUAACCAACAUUAAAAGAUGCUAUAUUUUUUUUUUAACCACUACUUAAGUAUUAGACAAAGUGUAUGACUUGGAAGCCACUUUAAAGUAGUAUGAUCUUGUGCUAAACAAAGGAGUUCAAUUUCCCUACUAUAAUUUACGAUGAUGUGCAGGACAUUUUAAUCACAGAUGUGAAGCAUGUGACAUUAAUAUGCAAAGCCAAUAGGCAUAAAGUGUGUCUGAGCUACUUCCUUUUUUUUUUUUCAACAAAAUUGUUUAUUUAUUUUGUAUUUCUGUCAGUAUGUGUGUCUCCUAUUCUACAUGUUAAUUAAAUACAUGUUCUGCC